ACACGCCUGUGGUUCUUUUGAGUUCCCGUAAUGAACGAAGAAGAAAUCAGCUGAUCUAAUAACACCACCUUGUAUGAAUACGCUUUGGCCGUUCUAGUGAAAUUUUUAGACCAAUCGUAAACAACUGUUGCUUAGCAACAAUAAACAAAACAUCUAGAGCAAAACAGAAGUAGAAAGUUAUAGUGGACUUAUUUUAAGUGCAAAUUUCUAAAAAAUAAACAUUUAAAUGAUGGAUUGGGCAGAAGAACUAAAACUAUCCAUCCGCAAGAAAACGGCACGGAAGGGACGUCGCUCCAAAAGCCGUGAUCCGAUUGGCGGUGCUUCCACCAGCAUCAAUGUGACCAAUCCGAAUGAGAAAGAGAUUGCUAUCGAUAUAACAUUAGGCAUGCACAAGGAUACCAGCACUGCUGCAAGCGAAGAAGCCGAUACCUCGAAACGCCCACCAGUGCGACGUAUUUCGGGCGGUUGGGCUGAUGUUGGCAUACUAAAAAGUACAAAAUCUAAAAAAGGCGCUUCCUUUGAUGACGAACGCUUUCAAAGUGUAUCACUGGCAAAGUCACCAAUUGGCUCACCACCACGGGACGACAUACCGACCAUUCCUGACAUGGAUGAUUUAAAAGAUGAAAUCUUACUUAACGAGAUCGUCGAACCGCCUGCCGCCAGCAAUCUACGUCCAAACACUUUAAGUGAACUCAAUUUGGAUUUGUUGAAUCAAAAUGCAUUUGCCUCCUUGGAGAAUAUUAAUCUAUCUAUAUUGACACGUUGCCUUAAGUUGCCUGAAACUUUAGAUGAACCGGACGAAGUUUGGGAGUGGGAUAAAUUAUUUACUGAUGUGAUUGCCGAAAUACAUUCUGAACAACAAAGCUUUGCUGGCAGCCAGAAAAAAGAAAUAGGCCCAGAUGAAAUACCGCCACCAAUGUACGCAUAGUUUAACGAAAAAUUUGCCUGCUGCUUAGACGCAAAAGCAAAAUUAAAUGUAUUAACAAAUCAAUGCCGUAAAAAUGUAAUCACUAAAAAAUUCAGUUAAUUUAUUAGCCAUAGUCGUGAAAAUAAAUUUUACAUAUCACUCACGUACAUACCAA
This is a messenger RNA of Rhagoletis pomonella (apple maggot), 1082 nucleotides long. RefSeq names its product intraflagellar transport protein 43 homolog (gene IFT43). Lineage: Eukaryota; Metazoa; Arthropoda; Insecta; Diptera; Tephritidae. Bases 227 to 928 code for a protein of 233 amino acids. Gene Ontology annotation, biological process: intraciliary retrograde transport. The transcript has 5 exons. The record is from RefSeq and is a predicted model, not a curated record. Gene Ontology annotation, cellular component: intraciliary transport particle A; cilium.